AUGAAGUUCUCUACCAUGUUCGCUGGCGCCUUUGCCGCCUUGGCUGUUGCUGCCCCGGCCCCGGCCCCGGCCCCCGAGACCGACUCCACGGCGCUCGAGGCGCGUCGCAAGUUCGAUGCCGGCAACCUCAACAACCUCAUCUUCAAGCAGCAAGACCUCAACUACUUGCUGAGCAUCAACUCUCUGGACCUGGGCCUCUUCCAGACUCUCGGCGUCAACAACAACCUUGACCUGCUCAUCUUCCAGGAGCUCUUCAAUGUUCAAGUCUUUGACAUCAACUCGUUGGUGCGAUUUGCUCAGCUGCAGACGCUCCUCGCCAUCUCGGGCACGGGUGUGUUCAAUGCCUUUGACUUGUCGACAUUGAACCUUGGCGGGCUCAACCUCGGUUUGAUCGGCGGCGUGGGCGGAGUCCAGCUGGGCCAGUUUAUUGAUGCCGGGGUCAUCCCCCAGAUUGGAGCCAUUGCUGGUGGCGUGAAAACGCCUAUCAUCCUGUAG
Messenger RNA from Purpureocillium lilacinum, 495 nucleotides. RefSeq lists its product as uncharacterized. NCBI's taxonomy places the organism in Eukaryota, Fungi, Ascomycota, Sordariomycetes, Hypocreales, Ophiocordycipitaceae. The record is from RefSeq and is a predicted model, not a curated record.